AUGGAGAUUCGUGCUCAGAUAGCCAGGCUGAGGCCUGAGUGUGCCAAGGCUGGCCAGGCAGAUGAGGUCCAGUAUGUCUUCAAUCUCACUCGUACUACCGAUGUGGAUCCGGAGGAGGUAGCCGACAAGUUCGCUGAAGCCCCUCUCCUGCCGAGAAGUCGCGUUUGGACACCGGCUGUUCCUCCGGUGCCUGCUCCAAAAGAUCCUCAACAGUCAGCCGAUCGUGCGGCUAGGGUUGCUCGGAGGGAUGCUCUACGCAAUUCUACAGGGGCGGAGAAUGCUGAUGCUAUCGCGCUGUCUCUUAUUUCUAUGAUGCACGCAUGCGCAUCAGCGUGA
This is a messenger RNA of Perkinsus marinus ATCC 50983, 336 nucleotides long. RefSeq lists its product as hypothetical. The transcript has a single exon. The coding region runs from base 1 to 336 and encodes 111 amino acids. The record is from RefSeq and is a predicted model, not a curated record. NCBI's taxonomy places the organism in Eukaryota, Perkinsozoa, Perkinsida, Perkinsidae.